Cadophora gregata is the source of this 2175-nucleotide messenger RNA. RefSeq lists its product as uncharacterized. The transcript has a single exon. The record is from RefSeq and is a predicted model, not a curated record. NCBI's taxonomy places the organism in Eukaryota, Fungi, Ascomycota, Leotiomycetes, Helotiales, Ploettnerulaceae. Bases 1 to 2175 code for a protein of 724 amino acids.
AUGCCUGCCAAGACGCCCACCAACGACGGCCGUCCCGCCAGUUCUCGUCCCUGCCCUUCAACCUUCGAUCCGAACGUGCCAGGCCGUGGUCCCGAGACUCCCACCCCAAUUAAGAAGAAUAGAGGUGUCGCUUCGGUCAUCAAGUCGAACAGGGACAAAGUAUCGGCAGACAAGGUUACGAAGCCAGCAAGUAUGGUGCCCUUCCGACACAAGUGGAUGAAGAAAGUCAACUCGAAGGGGAUCCCAUUCGCAGAUCUGCAGGCGGAAGAUGACUUCAAUGCUAACACUAGUGAAGAUGGUCAAAAUACUCCCAACAGUGCUAAGAGUAGGUCGAAGACUGUUGACUUCUCUCCUGAGGUCACGGUAAAUGGCACCCCAGGUGGUACGCUCGCUGAGGAGCAAGAGGAGAUCAAUCCAUUGAAGCCAAUGAAGGAAAAUGACGGGGAAUACGAUUCUGAUAGCGGCGAGAUGAUUGAUCAGAAGGGUGUUCGUGAAGAGGCAUAUAUGGAUGCUGAGGGAAACAUUAGCCAGUUCGUUCCGCGUGCAAUGAAUAACAUGGAGAAGGCUAGAAAGAAGCUGAAGACUGAGAAUGGUCUUGUUGAUCCAAAUGGUCGUCAAGUUGGGCGAAAGUUGGUUCUGUGGCACCGUAAGUUUCGCUUUUUUCUUGCUCGACUUUUCAUCUGGCAUAAAAUCGCCGUUAACGAACUACAACCAGGUCCAAGAAUGAUUGACAAGCUGGUACUCCACAUCCAGUAUGAGUGUCACAAGCAGGGCGUACAAAUUCCGUGGGAUAGCAUCGUCCAUCGACUCAACCCAGGCUCCAGUGGUCCAAGUGCUACGCAAAUGCUCAACAAGCUGCGCGACGUCUUGGUCACAGAAGGCCACAUGAUUCCCCCAGUCCUUGGCAAGGCUACCAGUCCUGUCGACCCAACUCUACGUGGAUAUAUCCGCGACAUGGACUCACCGUAUCCAACUAAGACCAAGGCUGUCCGUUGGACCGAUGAUGUUACCGAUAGAAAGGAGAGUUUGGUCGUUCCUGGCUUAGUUCGAGGAUCUGGCAAGUACCGUAAGAUCCCAAAGAACGAGCUCGUCACUGUCCCCAAGGAGGAUCUCAAGCCGGGAGAACGUCGUAAUCGAAAGCCUGCUGAGGUUGACGAAUGGACUGCUGGACAACGUGCUCUGAAGGAGAGUGCCAAGAAGGCUAGAGCCGAGGAGCGUGAGGCAAAACGAGUUGCCAAGGGCGGUUCUUGUGCCACUGGAUCUGGUCGCAGCACUCGCUCUAAGAAGUUGAUCAAGGAAGAGUCGGAGUCUGAAGUUGAUCCUGCUGAUCUCGCAUCGGAUGAGGAUUAUAAUCCCAACUUGAAGAAGAAGACCACAAGCCGAGGCAAGCGUAUCGUUGUUGGUAAAAUCUCCAGUCCGGACCCAUUCACCAGUCCAACUCCCCGCAGCCGGAAGAGAUCUGCCAAGGCUGCUCUAAAUUACAGCACUGAAGAUGACGACGAGGAGCAAAAUGAGGAAGGCAAUACUCCAAACUCUCUCAUUGUCAAAUUGCAUGUUCCCUCUGGUGCAUUGCAGAAGUUCGAGCCUGGAGAGUCAGGAAUGAAACCUAAGAAUGCUGCUCACUUCAAUCCCGGACCUGCCAAGAUCUUGUUCAAGGACGAGCUUUUGAAGGCCCUUCUGCAAACUGAAGUCGCUAGUAGUAAUGCCAAUCAUUCCGUAAUCUACCUUGGAACUGAAAUGCAUGGAACCAUGCCGCAAUUCAUCCAGGCAGUAGCUGAUGAUACCGAUCCUCGACUGAACGGUACGGGUUUUGGAAAUAACGUUGAGUUAAUGUGGAAGAGAUGCAAAGAGAACUCCAGCACUGUUCAACAGCUGCGCCAGGAUGAGCUUGAUCUUCUGCGCUCGUCUCAAAUCCCAGCGAUCGUUCGUAUGCUUGGAGGUGCACCGAAAGAUGUCAUGGAAGUCGAUGGUCAGGACCAAGAAGAAGAUGAGCGAGUAGAUUAUGGUGAUGAUUGUGCUGCUGCCGAGGCUGGCGAAGCCUCAUUCAAUGCCAACGACACAGCGUAUACUUUUGAUGACUCGGUCCACGGCUCGUCUUCCCAACAAUUCUCUCAAGCAUUCACCGUAAGUUCUUUUCCACCUGAGUUCAUUAACCCGGCUGACCUAUUCUGCUAG